Molecule: messenger RNA, 3793 nt
Organism: Protopterus annectens (West African lungfish)
Lineage: Eukaryota; Metazoa; Chordata; Ceratodontiformes; Protopteridae
Gene: USP44
Product: ubiquitin specific peptidase 44
Exons: 7
Coding region: 355-2511 (718 amino acids)
Biological process (GO): protein deubiquitination
Cellular component (GO): cytoplasm
Molecular function (GO): zinc ion binding; cysteine-type deubiquitinase activity
Source: RefSeq, a predicted model, not a curated record
GAAAGCAGUGAGCUAUGACGUCGUGUGAAGGGGCUCAGAUAUGCAAUUUUUUGUUUUUUGCAAUAUGGCGCCUUCCAUCGCUGAGUGAGUGGAUAGGAAUAACAAUAACAAUUUCUUGAAGUCACUAAAAGAUCCUUUUCCUCCGUUAAGGCUGUUACAGUAAAGAAAGUCCCCCACCCCUUAAAAAGAAUCAAUUGGAUCACACAACUCUUGGAGGAGAUUUCAGCUACUUGUGAUGACAACCCCAGGAGGGCCCUAGGGACGUCUCAGAGCAGGAUAAAUGCCGUGGACUAGAAACUUGCCAUGGUGGGCUGGUUUGAUGAAACUAGCAAUUUAAAAAAUAAAACGUAAAAAAUGGAUAAAUGUAAGCAUGUUGGACGUCUUCGUCUGUCUGAAGAUCAUUCAAUACUUAAUCCUCAAAAAUGGCACUGUGUGGACUGUAAUACUACAGAAUCUGUGUGGGCAUGCCUUAGCUGUGCAAAUGUUGCUUGUGGAAGGUACAUUGAAGAACAUGCAGUAAAACACUUCCAGGAAAGCAAACAUCCUGUGGCCUUGGAAGUGAAUGAAUUGUAUGUGUUUUGUUACAUUUGUGAUGAUUAUGUCAUAAAUGAUAAUGCAACUGGUGACUUGAAACUUUUACGCAGCACUCUAAGUGCAAUCAAAAGCCAGAAUUAUGCCCAUGUUACUCGCAGUGGUCGGACUUUACGAUCAAUGGGCAGUAGUGAAGACUCCUACCCUUCAGAACGAUGUGCCUUGGCUGUGCUUCGAAAUGAGGAUCGCAUGUUCACAGCUCUCUGGCAUCGAAGACGUAGUCUUCUUGGGAAAGUGUUUCGAUCUUGGUUUGAACUGACACCUGGUGGAAAGAGGCAGAUAGAGGCUGAAAGACUGAGGGAGGAAGCAGAGAUAAAAAGAGAAGAAACCAAAAGAAGAAGACAAGAGCUGAAGCGCCAGCUUAAAGAAGAGAUGGAAAGUAUGCCACCUAGAAAGAGUUUCCGUUUGCAGCAGAAAAACAGAGUUCCCACUAGUAUAGAAACUGCCCCACAAAGAGUAUCACAAAAAACAAUAUCAUUAGCAUCAAGAAAAUCUAAACCCAUCCCCCCUACCUCAAGUGGAAUAAGGCCAAAAAAAAUAAGUGACUCUCCUGUAAAACGACGACCCACUGUAACUCCUGGUGUAACGGGACUAAGAAAUUUAGGCAACACUUGUUAUAUGAAUUCUAUUCUUCAAGUUCUGAGCCACUUAGAAAUGUUCAGAGAAUGUUUUUUGCACCUUGAUCUAAACCAGACUCAGGAGCUACUAACUGGUACCUCAAAUGGGAGGCCUAGAUCCUUAGUCAGUCAGCUUUCAGUUACUGAUCUUGUCUCUAAUGAAAAAGAAAAAAAAAGAAAUAACGUGUCAUCAUCUUCAAGGAGACCUAGUCUUUCAGCAGGACUGAGUGGAGGAGCAUCUGGAAAUAGUAAUAUGGAACUUAUACAACCAAAGGAACCAAGCUCUAAGCACAUUUCUCUCUGCCAUGAACUGCAUACCUUAUUUCAGGUCAUGUGGUCGGGUAAGUGGGCACUGGUGUCUCCUUUUGCUAUGCUUCAUUCUGUUUGGAGGCUUAUCCCAGCAUUUAGAGGGUACGCACAACAGGAUGCACAAGAAUUCCUCUGUGAACUUUUGGAUAAAGUGCAACAGGAGCUAGAGACAGCUGGCUUGAGGUAUUCAACUGGCAUUCCUGUCUCUCAGAGGAAGCUCAUCAAACAAGUUUUGAAAGUAGUUAAUACUAUUUUUCAAGGACAGCUUCUCAGUCAGGUAACCUGCCUUUCUUGUGACAACAAGUCUAAUACAGUAGAGCCAUUUUGGGACCUUUCGUUGGAAUUUCCAGAGAGGUACCAUUGCAGUGGGAAAGAAAUGUCUUCCCAGUAUCCUUGCCCACUUACAGAAAUGUUAGCAAAAUUCACAGAGACAGAAGCACUAGAAGGAAAAAUUUAUGCCUGUGAUCAGUGCAACACCAAGCGUAGGAAGUUUUCUUCAAAGCCAGUCAUACUUACAGAAGCCCAGAAGCAAUUGAUGGUGCAUAGACUACCUCAAGUUUUGAGACUGCAUCUCAAAAGAUUCAGGUGGUCAGGACGUAAUCACCGGGAGAAAAUAGGAGUUCAUGUGCAAUUUAACCCAGUACUAAACAUGAAACCUUACUGCUACAUCGAAUCCACAUAUUCACUCAAACCUGAGUGCUUUACAUAUGACCUUGCUGCUGUGGUGAUGCAUCAUGGAAAGGGAUUUGGAUCAGGACACUAUACCGCAUACUGCAAGAAUACAGGAGGAGGUUUCUGGGUGCACUGCAACGAUUCCAAGCUUACUAUCUGUACUGAAGAGGAGGUUUGCAAAGUGCAGGCUUAUAUCCUGUUUUAUACCCAGAGAGUUUCUGAAGAGGUGGGACUUUCUAUAACUAAGCCAGCAUCCCCAAGUUUACUAGCUAAUAACACAAACACCAGCAACACUUUAAGGACAAGUUUAUUCUUGCCAUAAAUUGUCUAUAUUACCUCCAAAGACUGAUUUGUCUGUGUGCAAUGGAAUGUUUAUUGUGAAUAUGUAAUUAAAGCACUCUGUUUUACAUUAUCUCUUGUGAAUUUAUGUACAGAAUGUUUAUACAUUUUUGUAAUGAAUGAUUUUCUACAAAGUAAGCACUCUUUUAUAACUCAUAGAAUACAUGAAUUCAUGUGUAAUUGUAUAUAGGUGCUGUUAACUUUCUUAGGGAGAUCACCCAGUGUACAUUGUCUGGCAGCUGUUAUUCAUCUGCAGUUUUUAAAGUAAACCAAACUGCCUCUUGUUUUUAUAUUUUAUUAACUCAGGCCAUUUUACCUCACUUGGUAGAGCCUUUCCUAAUUAAUAAGUAUUCUUAAUACUAUUUUGUAUUAGAAAAUAGGCAAAUUUCAUAUGCUUUAUGGGUUCCAUGUCUGUGUACAAAUCAUCAUUGUGGAAUAUGUAACUUGCGUAUUGUGUGGACCCAGGUUAUUGUGCAUAAUUGUAUGCAAAUUGCAGGAAACCUUCUGUUUCAACAUUUUUACUAAUGCAGUUCUGAAAAAGUCAUACAUCAUAUCCAAAUUUGGAGUCAUUAAAAUACUGCUGAUACACAGUUGAGGACUGCAAGCUCCUGAUUGAAAACUUCAGCUUGUUUUGGCAUACUGACUAAGUUAAAUAAGGCAUCCAUAUUCUUGCAAGUCACCUACAGAAAUAGAAUUUGGAUUAGACUAUUUUUCUCCUUGCCAUAAUUUACAAAAGUGCAAAAAAAUAAAUAAAUGUGUCAGCACAGACAAGUACACAGUAAUGUUGCAUGAAUUAAGACAGAGUAAUAGUAAGGCCACCCAGGGGUAAGGGUGUAUUAAAAAAUUUUAUCAGAAAGUCAGGGAUUUUGUAAUUACCAUUUUAUACACUUUUUAUACAGUAUUGAAAUAUUUUAAUACAGUGUUUUAACAAAGUAGACUUUUCCAGGACUGCUUUAGUGACACAAAUAUAUAGCAGUAGAAUGUUGUUUUACAGCAUUUAAAUCAAUGUUAAUUGAAAGGUGUAAUGCAGCAGGUUUGCAAUGCCAUAAAAAAAAAGUGUGUUCACUACCUUUUUAUGUGAAGUAUUAUAGGCAUAAAUUAUUGCCUAGUACAAUGAACUACUGAAAUCUGCCUUCCUCAUACAACUCUGGUGAAAAGUGACCAUUUCUCUCUUUUUUUUUUUUUUUCUCAAUUUUGUUUGUCGGUCAACCUGCAUAAUCUUUUUAUUAAAGAGGGACUGUAUUAAAAGUAUGUCUUACUUGUAA